Clunio marinus is the source of this 924-nucleotide messenger RNA. Lineage: Eukaryota; Metazoa; Arthropoda; Insecta; Diptera; Chironomidae. The record is from the annotation of a GenBank genome assembly.
AUGAAUAGAAAAGUAAUUUUAUGUUGCCGGUCAAUAAAUAUACUUAGAAAUUUAUCAACAAAUGCAAAAAGUGAUAUUGCAAAUGCCAGUUAUUGUGCAAAUAAUGUGCAAAAAUAUGACAAUGAAAAUUUCCUUUGCUCAUUACUCAUCAAAAAGGGGCGAAGAGAAGCUUUAGCAAUAAAAGCUUUCAAUGUGGAAAUUGCGCGAGUUCCUACUGUGGUUUCAGAUCAAAAAAUUUCACUCAUGAGAUUGAAAUUCUGGGAAGAUUCGAUAGUUCAACUUUUUGAUAAGAAUUUACAGUCUCAAAAUCUUCCUGAGCAUCCUGUAAUAAGAGAACUUGAGUUGGUGCUGAAUGCAACGAAAUUGACAAAAAGAUAUUUUGAUCGUCUGAUCAAUGCUCGAAAAAUUCAAAAUUUAAACUUCAUAAGCACAAAACAAAUGGAAAAUUAUGCUGAAGAAUCCGUUUCAAGCGUCCAUUAUCUACUUUUAGAAUCAUUCAAUUGUCGAAAUGUUAAUGCUGAUCAUGCUGCGUCACAUUUAGGAAAGGCUCAGGGAAUAACGAACAUGUUAAGGUCGAUUUAUAAUCGCGGUCGAAGUCAGUACCUUCCGAUUCCUCAAGAAAUUCUCAUGCAGCAUGGAGUCAGUCAGGAAAGAUUCUUUAGAAGUAAACCAAACGAUAAAGGUGUUGAGGAUGUCGUCUUUGAUAUAGCAACACUUGCACAUCAACAUUUGGAGAAAUCUUUAGCUCUCAUGUCACAAGUUCCGAAAGAAUCGAAAGUUCUUUUCCUGCCAGCAGUCACAACGCGAAGAUAUCUUGAAAGACUACGUAAAGUAAACUUCAACUUGAGAGAUAAAAGUCUUGGUAUUAGAGAUAAUUUACUUCCUUUAGCUCUUUAUUGGAAUAAUUUCAAAGGUUUAAAAUAA